Lodderomyces parapsilosis is the source of this 2211-nucleotide messenger RNA. Its product is annotated as DNA ligase (ATP). Gene Ontology annotation, cellular component: mitochondrion; nucleus. The record is from RefSeq and is a predicted model, not a curated record. Gene Ontology annotation, biological process: DNA repair; DNA recombination; Okazaki fragment processing involved in mitotic DNA replication. Gene Ontology annotation, molecular function: DNA ligase (ATP) activity; DNA binding; ATP binding. The transcript has a single exon. Bases 1 to 2211 code for a protein of 736 amino acids. NCBI's taxonomy places the organism in Eukaryota, Fungi, Ascomycota, Pichiomycetes, Serinales, Debaryomycetaceae.
AUGGCGCAACAACAAUCAAUAGCACGUUUCUUUAGUGGAUCAGCUUCCUUAAAUGCAGCUGGGAAGGAGAAAACCACGAGUCCACCUCCUACGCAAAAGGAAAACACUGUUUCGCCAAAGAGUUUCAAAAGAUCUGAUCCAAUUACUCCACCAGAUUCAUCACCGAAGCUGAAAAAACAAAAGUUGAAUGACAACGAGAGCAAAGAUGACAAUGAAAGCAGAAGUGGGUCCGCUUCCGAUUCAGAAUUAAAUAACAAACACGCUUCUGAAACAGAGGCAAAAAAGUUGAUUGAAUUGAGUGAGUCUCAACAGAAUCAAAGCAAACAAGAUGCACCUAAUUUAUCGUCACUGAAGAUCCCUUACUCAUCGCUAACUGACAUUAUGGAAAAGAUUGAAUCUGAGUCAUCACGAUUGAAAAUCACAGCAAUCAUAUCACAAUACUUUCUCGACAUUCUUCAGCAACAAGGAGAUGUUUCGAAAUUGGUGAAAAUUGUGUACUUAUUCAUCAACAGAUUGGGUCCCGAUUAUGAACCAGACUUGGAAUUGGGGUUGGGAGAAACACUAUUGGUGAAAGCUAUUAGUGAAGGGUACGGACGUACACCAGCAAAGAUAAAACAGGACUUGAAAGAGUAUGGAGAUUUGGGAGUCGUGGCUCAAAAAUCACGUAGUGGACAACGAACAAUGUUUAAACCAACUAGUUUGGAUAUUGACACGGUGUUUGAUAACUUGACCAAAAUUGCCAAAUCGACAGGUAAAGACUCACAAUCGAAAAAGAUUGGUAUCAUAAACAAGAUGUUGACAGCAUGUGAUGCUAAGCAUAAUGAAGCCAAAUUUCUUAUACGUUCAUUGGAGAAUAAAUUGAGAAUUGGAUUAGCUGGGCCUACAAUUUUGGUUGGGUUGGCGCAAGCAUUUGUGAAUUAUGAAAAUCUGAAAUUGGAAAAGCCAAAGAAAGUAAGUCCCGAGAAGUUAGCCGAGGCUGAAGACAUUGUAAAAGAAGCCUACACGAGAAUCCCCAAUUAUCAAAUCUUGAUUGAAAAUGCCUACAAGUACGGUGUAUUCAACUUGUUGGAACAUUGUAAAUUGACUCCUGGGAUCCCUUUGAAACCAAUGUUGGCAAAACCUACCAAGUCAAUGAGUGAAGUAUUGGACCGUUUCCAAGAUGAAAAAUUCACUUGCGAGUAUAAGUAUGAUGGAGAAAGAGCUCAAAUCCAUUUGUUACCUAAUGGUGAUGUGCGUAUUUAUUCAAGAAACUCGGAAGAUAUGUCUCAACGAUAUCCUGACUUGAUUUCGAUCAUCAAAGAGUUUAGCAAAUCUCAAGAACAUACAUCAUUGAUUUUAGAUUGUGAAGCAGUGGCCUGGGAUAGAGUCAACAAAAAAAUUUUACCAUUUCAGGUUCUUUCAACAAGGAAAAGAAAAGAUGUUAAUGAGCUGGAUAUUACUGUUCACAUUUGUCUUUUUGCGUUUGACUUGCUUUACUAUAAUAACGAAUCCUUAUUGACGCGAUCAUUACUGGAACGAAGAUCAAUCAUGUUUGCCCAUCUCCAUCCAUUGGAAGGGAAAUUUCAAUUUGCCACUUCGAAGGAUUCAACAUCAUUGGAAGUACUCCAACAUUUUCUUGAUCAAAGUGUCCAUGAUUCAUGCGAGGGGCUAAUGGUGAAGAUGCUUGAAGGUAAUGAGUCUUAUUAUGAACCAUCCAAAAGAUCACGCAAUUGGUUGAAAUUGAAAAAAGAUUAUUUGGCUGGUGUUGGCGAUUCUUUGGAUCUUGUUGUCAUUGGUGCGUACAAUGGAAAGGGUAAGCGUACAGGAACAUAUGGAGGAUUCUUGCUAGCUUCGUACAAUCAAGAUACUGGUGAUUUAGAGACGACAUGCAAGAUUGGUACUGGUUUCAGUGAUGAAAUGUUGACUCAAUUGUAUCAAAAAUUGCAUCCACUGGAAAUCGCCAAACCUAAAGAAUAUUUUGUUUAUGACAAGACAAAUUCCAAUGCGGUACCUGAUGUGUGGUUUGAACCAACAAUGUUGUUUGAAGUAUUGACAGCUGAUUUGUCCUUGAGUCCGAUAUACAAAGCGGCUCAUAAUGAAUAUGGAAAGGGAAUCAGUUUGAGAUUCCCUCGGUUUAUACGAAUUAGAGAUGAUAAGGGGAUUGAAGAUGCAACUAGCUCUACUGAGAUUGCCGAAUUUUAUGAACGGCAAGCCCACGUACAGGGAAAUUGA